Panicum virgatum (switchgrass) is the source of this 1449-nucleotide messenger RNA. Its product is annotated as peroxidase 2-like. The record is from RefSeq and is a predicted model, not a curated record. The coding region runs from base 1 to 1449 and encodes 482 amino acids. NCBI's taxonomy places the organism in Eukaryota, Viridiplantae, Streptophyta, Magnoliopsida, Poales, Poaceae. The transcript has 5 exons. Gene Ontology annotation, cellular component: plant-type cell wall; plasmodesma. Gene Ontology annotation, biological process: hydrogen peroxide catabolic process; response to oxidative stress. Gene Ontology annotation, molecular function: heme binding; peroxidase activity.
AUGAUGGCCGCUACGCUCGCUGUCCUCAUCACCGUGCUCGCGUUGCUCGGCUCCGUGUCAUGCCAAGCCGGCUACAGAGGUGUUUGCCGUGUGAAAAAAGCAUUUGCCAUGUGUUUUUGGCACACGACGAACAGCCGGACUCCCGUAGUGAACCCAUCCCCAGCGCCACAGCCACAACCACCAGCGUACCCGCCGACGAAUCUGAGCCCGCCACCAUUUGUGUCUCCACAGCCACCCACCUAUCCUUCGAUGAGUCCAAGUUCACCACCACCUGUGAAUGUGAUCCCACAACCAUCCAUCGAUCCUCCGACGAGUCAGCCACCUACGAGUCCGAGCCUACCACCACCACCACCUAGAAUCCUAAAGCCACCCACCUAUCCUCCGACGAGUUCGAGCCCACCACCAACUACAUCUCCACAGCCACCUACUUAUCCUCCGCCGAGCCCAAGCCCACCACCACCUCUGCCUUCACCUCCUCCUCCACCCAACUCAGAUGAUGCAGGAAAGAAGAAGAAGCUCGAGGUCGGAUACUACGACAACAGAUGUGGGCCUCACGUGGACGUGGAGGCAAUCGUGAGGAAGCACGUGAGUAGCUUCGAUGCCGGCAUGAAAGCCAGGCUUAUUCGCCUCUUCUUCCACGACUGCUUUGUCCGUGGUUGCGAUGCUUCCAUUCAAGAAAACCCGCAUACAAGUGAUACUCUCAUCUUUUUUUUCUUUUUUGGCAUACCCAACUUCCCGAGCAUGCGCGGCUACGAGGUGAUCGACGCGGCCAAGGCGGAGCUGGAGGCGGAAUGCCCCGGCACGGUCUCGUGCGCGGAUGUCGUGGCCUUCGCCGCCCGCGACGCGUCCUACUUCCUCAGCGGCGGCGGCGUCGACUACUUCGCCAUGCCCGCCGGCCGCUACGACGGGAACGUGUCCCUCGCCAGCGAGACCCUGCCGAACCUGCCGCCGCCGUUCGCCGGCCUCCAGCAGCUCGAGGAGAUGUUCGCCGACAAGGGCCUCGACGCCUUCGACAUGGUGACGCUCUCCGGCGCGCACAGCAUCGGGCGCUCGCACUGCUCCUCCUUCCGCCGCGACCGCCUCGAUCUCCCGCCCGGCUCAACCACCUCCGACAUGGACCCGGCGUUCGCCGCCGAGCUGCGGGCUAACUGCUCGUCGGCAGGCGGCGCCGACAACACGGUGGUGCAGGACCAGGAGACCCCCGACGAGCUGGACAACCAGUACUACCAGAACGUGCUCGACCGCAAGGUCCUCUUCACGUCGGACGCCGCGCUCACCUCGAAGAAGGACGACAUGACGAGCUACCUGGUGCGCGUCUACGCGAUGUAUCCGUGGCUGUGGCAGCAGAAGUACGCGGAGGCCAUGGUGAAGAUGGGCGGCAUCGAGGUCAAGACGGCCGCCACCGGUGAGAUCAGGAGGGCGUGCCGCGUCGUCAACAGCAGGCCGUGA